GGACCCGGGGAGGGAGGCGGCGGCGCGAGAGGAGGAGGGGCGCAGCCGCUGAGCCACUAGCCUGGCUCCGACGCGCUUCUCUCCAGAUACUCCGGGAGCUCCAGUCGCGCGGACUGCGCGCCCCCAUUGCUCUGCCCCCAAACUUCAGCUGCAGCUACAUUCCAAGCCAUCUAAUUUAUUCCUCAAAACCAGAAACUGAGCCGCGACACGGGGUAGGAGUCCGCGGAGGAGUAAAACAACGGCAGAGCAAGAAGAGCUCCAGAGAGCAGCCUCCCUGGAGCGACAACUCAGCCUCAGGAGUGCAGAAACCAACAAGUGAGAAGGAGCCGCGGUCCCGGGGCGCAGCCGCGGGCAGUGGGAGCAAGCGAGCGCCCCCGAGCCCGGAGCUCGAGCCCCCGAGCCCGAGCCGCGGUCGCUGCGGCUGCUCUGCUUCGGCUUCCUCUGCGCGGGCUGCGCCGGGCGCUGGGCUAGAGGCUUCGCUUCGUCCUGGUUGCAAGCGUCGGCUGGGAGCAGCCGGUCUCCGGGGAAUAUGCAGCGCGCUUGGAUCCUGCUUACCUUGGGCUUGGUGGCCUGCGUGUCGGCGGAGUCGAGAGCAGAGCUGACGUCUGAUAAAGACAUGUACCUUGACAACAGUUCCAUUGAAGAAGCUUCUGGAGUGUAUCCCAUUGAUGACGACGACUAUGCUUCUGCAUCAGGCUCAGGAGCUGAUGAGGACAUAGAGAGUCCAGAGCUGACAACAUCUCGACCAGUUCCAAAGAUAGCGUUCACUAGUGCUGCUCCAAAAGUGGAGACCACAACGCUGAAGAUACAGAACAAGAUACCUGCACAGACGAAGUCACCUGAAGAAAUUGAUAAGGAAAAAGUUCACCUCUCUGACUCAGAAAGGAACAUGGACCCAGCUGAAGAGGACACGAAUGUGUAUACUGAGAAGCACUCAGACAAUCUGUUUAAACGAACAGAGGUCCUAGCAGCUGUCAUUGCUGGCGGAGUUAUCGGCUUUCUCUUUGCAAUUUUCCUUAUCCUGCUGCUGGUGUAUCGCAUGAGAAAGAAGGAUGAAGGAAGUUACGACCUUGGGGAACGCAAACCAUCCAGUGCUGCUUAUCAGAAGGCGCCUACUAAGGAGUUUUAUGCGUGAAACUCCCACUUAGUGUCUCUAUUUAUGAGAUCACUGAACUUUUAAAAAUAAAGCUUUUGCAUAGAAUAAUGAAGACCUUUGUUUUUCGGUUUUUUUCAUUAAAGAGCCAUUCUGGCACUCUAAUGAUAAAAUCCCAUUGUAUUUAAAACUCUUCAUGUAUUUCUUUAGAACAACAUAAAAUUAAAACUUAACAUCUGCAGUGUUCUGUGAAUAGCAGUGGCAAAAUAUUAUGUUAUGAAAACUCUCAAUGUUCAUGGAAUCGGUUUAAACUUUUAUGUGCGAAUAUGAAAUGAUUGUUUUUAUCCUAUGGUCCGAAGAUGAGAGCUGUUUAAUUUGUGUUGGCAUGUCUCAGAUUGACCUUACCAAGUUGGUCUUCCUUUGUUAAUUUAUCUGUUGUUGCCCUCUCCUCUCUUGUCCCCUCAAAAACAAAACAAAACUCUAUGCCUUCUGUAGCUGUUAUGGUGCAGUUUGUCUUUGGAUAAUUCAGAUAAUGGUAAUUUAGUGUAUAUGUGAAUUUCAAAUAUGUAAACUUAACCUCCACUUUGUAUAAAUUUUUAAGUGUCAGACUAUCCAUUUUACACGUGCUUUGUUUUUCAUUACCUGUAGCUUCCGGCAGAUUUGCAACAGCAAAUUAAUGUGUAAAAUUGGAUUAUUACCACAAAACUGUUUAGUCAUAUCAAUCUAUCAGAUCUUCUUUUGGGAGGAUUUGAUGUACGUUACUGACAAGCCUCAGCAAACCCAAAGAUGCUAACAGUAUUUUGAGAAGUUGCUGCAGAUUCCUUUGGCCACUGUAUUUGUUAAUUUCUUGCAAUUUGAAGGUACGAGUAGGGAUUUAAGGAAAAAUCAGUUUUUGUUCUUAAAAAUGCAUUUAAGUUGUAAACGUCUUUUUAAGCCUUUGAAGUGCCUAUGAUUCUAUGUAACUCGUCGCAGACUGGUGUUAAUGAGUAUAUAUAACAGUUAAAAAAAAGUUGGUAUUUUAUAAGCACAGACAAUUCUAAUGGUAACUUUUGUAGUCUUAUGAAUAGACAUAAAUUGUAAUUUGGGAACAUAAAAACUACUGAAUAAAUCAUGUGGCCUAAUAUUGAAAAUGUCACUGUUAUAAAUUUUGUACAUUUUUGAUCAAAUGUACAUCUCUUUGCUAGCAACCGUCUGCUCUCAAGGAUGAUGUGGGUUUGAUUUCUGAGUGUUGCACAGUGUCUGUAAACCAAAACCAAAGAGCUCAUUGAUGUGGCUGUUUAUUACCAGAUUUGCUUCUGAAUUGGCCAGAGGAAAUCUGAAUGUGUCAUCCUGUGUGUGUUUGGGUAUAGAUAUUGGAAAGUUGCCAGGGAGGGAAUUGUAAAGUUUGCAACCUUUAUAGGAUAGCUGAUGGCAAUAUUGAGACGGAUGCCUGCUUUUGCAAAUAGCUUUUAGGACUAUAAUUUCCAGAGAAAUGAAAAGGGGCUUUCCUGACAUCGGAGCUAAGGUUCAGUCCCGUAGAUUGAUUUCCCUUUGAAACUGUGCUCCAAAUCUCUCCUGAAGCUCUACCGAAGAACUGCUAGAUGGAAUAGCAUAGUUCACACUUUAGGGGAGGAGAGAAGGGCAAGGAGGCUCUGCAUGAACAGCAGGGCCUCGCUGCUUAGGAUAGAAAUUGCUGGAAGCAGUGAGGCCUGAGCAGGAGAUGGAAGUAUGAGGGUACCCUGCCUGGGUACUUCCUUCUAACUCAACAUUUCCUUUUUCUGUUUUACUAUUAAUUUUGUUUGAAACUGUGAGCUUGCCAAAGUAGGAAGAAGGCAGCAAAAAUAGCAACCUUUCCAACAUAUAAUUUACUUUUAAUAAAGUAUGAAUACUUCAUUUAGAGAACAUUCCCUGGAAUUGCCACAGAACUCAUUUUUAAAAAAACUUUUUUAAGCAGCACUGGGAACAGUGUUUACUUAAAUUUUCAAUGGCCUUAAUUCUCAAAUUCCUGUCCCAUCACUGCAGAAUCAGUCCACCUUGGAGAGAUUAAAAGGAAGGGAUAGCACUUUCUGAAGCGGCACAAUAUGCCUCAAUUACCGAGGUUAGGAAUGUAGUGGGUAUACCUCUAACUGUGCAAAGCAUAGUUAAAUUCAGUUCGUAGGAUAACAACUGCUUGGAUAUCCAUGCCAGGAAAAGAAAAUUUCUGGCCAAUAUUUUGUCACUGCUGUAAAGCAAAAUAUUUGUUAAAGUGCCAAAAUAAAGUCUGUCAUGCUGAAAGUAAAAAAAUCAUUGUAUAGACUGACAUCCGACUUUCUUCAACUGCACGUUUUCUGCUUAGCUUAUUUUUCUUAUUUUUAAGAUGCAGUGAAUAGUACUAUAGAAAGUGUUAGUAAUGAUUACCAAGUUCAGGAAAAUUUUGGUAAAAUACAAAUAUUAAAGCCAAUGUGAAAAUUUCA
Messenger RNA from Equus quagga, 3525 nucleotides. It is a transcript of the gene SDC2, whose product is annotated as syndecan 2. NCBI's taxonomy places the organism in Eukaryota, Metazoa, Chordata, Mammalia, Perissodactyla, Equidae. Gene Ontology annotation, biological process: dendrite morphogenesis; cell migration. The transcript is spliced from 5 exons. The record is from RefSeq and is a predicted model, not a curated record. Gene Ontology annotation, cellular component: cell surface; membrane. Bases 530 to 1135 code for a protein of 201 amino acids.